Molecule: messenger RNA, 2642 nt
Organism: Anopheles darlingi
Lineage: Eukaryota; Metazoa; Arthropoda; Insecta; Diptera; Culicidae
Gene: Ras64B
Product: ras-like protein 2
Exons: 3
Coding region: 310-894 (194 amino acids)
Biological process (GO): signal transduction
Cellular component (GO): plasma membrane
Molecular function (GO): GTPase activity; GTP binding; GDP binding
Source: RefSeq, a predicted model, not a curated record
GUGGCACUGUGUUGUUUUGGUCUGGAAAUCGCUGCUAAAAGUGGGAGUUUUUAACAUUUUUUAACAAAUUUCGUGAAUUUCGUGAUACAGAUAAGGGUGAUACGAGCCAAUUCAAGUCCCUGGAAGCUGGAUUCUAUAGCCGUACUGGGGUAAAUUCUCACAGAAGAAGAAUACCCCUCGGACCGCGAUUUGUUUCGGUUUUGUUGUUAGAGGCGCGCGUUGCUUCUCGUCGUCGUCGUCGUCGUCGUUCGCUUGCACCGUUCUGGGUCUUUUCGCGUGUGUCCGCGAGAUCGAGUGAUCCGGAGAAUAAUGUCCCGUUACAGCAGUACCUUCAAAUUGGUGGUGGUCGGAGGAGGCGGCGUCGGCAAAUCAGCUAUCACCAUCCAGUUCAUCCAGAGCUACUUCGUGACUGAUUACGAUCCCACCAUCGAAGAUUCGUACACCAAGCAAUGCGUCAUUGAUGAUGUGCCGGCAAAACUCGACAUUCUCGAUACGGCGGGCCAGGAAGAGUUCAGUGCGAUGCGCGAACAGUACAUGCGUUCCGGUGAAGGCUUUCUGCUCGUAUUUGCCGUGACGGAUCAUGCGAGCUUCGACGAGAUCUACAAGUUUCACCGCCAGAUCCUGCGGGUAAAGGAUCGCGACGAGUUCCCGAUGUUGAUGGUGGGCAACAAGUCCGAUCUAGAUCAUCAGCGGGUCGUUUCGCUGGACGAGGCGCAACAGCUGAGCCGGCAGCUCAAGAUACCCUACAUCGAAUGUAGCGCAAAGCUGAGGAUCAACGUCGAUCAAGCGUUCCACGAGCUGGUCCGAGUGGUACGAAAGUUCCAGCUGUCCGAGCGUCCACUGGUAGACGAGAAGGGCAAACGGAAAAACAAGAAAAAGUGCUGCAUCCUCUAGAGAGCACGCAGCUCGCUCUGUACUCUCACUGCUGUAUCACUCUACUCCUAACCACUCCAAUUAACCCUCCUCUCCAGAGCGGGGUAUUUGCUUUCCCUUGUUUUUUUUUAAAUCGUUUCGUUUUAUGUUUCGUUCGUGUCCCGAUGGCAUGACAUUUCAGAGGUUGUUAGCAAACCGCAAUUCCCUGUCGUCAUAUAGCAGCCUAAUAGCGAAUUACUAAUAUCGGCGCGAUAAUAGAGGAGCAUGCAGCGACCAGCAGAAGCACCUUGUUGGUGUGCUGUAUUAUUUUUACAUUUCAGUGCCAAAGUGCCAUCAAUCCUACUGUAAGUGGGACGGAGAUUAAAGCAAGGUUUUAGGCAGCUACUUGGCGAAAGCGCAGAGUCGCCACUGAAGCAAGCGAAACUGAAACGUUGUUCACGAAGGUGAACAAAAGCACUAACAAACUGCCAUCAGCGAUACUACUACACAGCACUGAUAAGAAACGCCUCACGCGCACCACAUUUACAUUUAUUGACUAGAGAAACAUUCCCUGGACCUUCUCACCAUUGGAUGUUCUUCUCUUUGUUGUUGUAGUUUUGAAUGUUACUUUCUGCCAGUCAGGACAAAACCUAUGCACACUUUGUCUGAGGAGUCUAGAGCUAGUAAACUUGUUUGCGAUCAAGCUGCUGGUUUCUAGGUUCCAGAUUUGCUUAGUUCUUAAAUCCCGCAUCACACGCCCACACACAUAACACCGUACGGUAGAAAGGGUCAGCAGACGCUAAAUGCAACAUUUUACGACGAUAUCACCUCCAAGGUAGGGGGAGCAAGCAGUGAAUAUGUCGGUUCACAAAUCUCGUAUCAGGCAGCUAAAACCCAUCGAGCUACAGAGUAAAGAUUUCACGAUAGAAUGAGAUGCGAGUAUCAUCGGUAUCAAGAUAAGAAAAGACUUACACAUCCAUAUCUAUCUAGCUGUUGCUAGUGCCAAGACCCCACAUGUUUCCGUUUCCCUAGCGAUCGGAAUUUCCGUGGAGCAGCAGAACUUUAUCGUAUACAAAAACAAAUCAAAAGAAGCAAACGAAAGCGACCGAAGAAAUCGCGAAACAAAAUGUGCCCGGGUGUAGAACAAUAAUUUUUAACAAGUUAAGAACGAAGCGCAAUAUAUGCGAUAGCAUUUUACUGCAAGAUAAACGAAAUGAUCAACGGUGCACAGGGAAAGAAACAGAAUGCAUCACAAUGCAAACGUUACAACUGCAAAGCAAAUAAUGAAUAAUUACAAGCGUAACAAUUAGCCAAUAACCAGGAAGGAAGAUGUCCCAGUGUCUAUUAACCAAAAUAAUAACGAAACGUUAAUAACUAGCUUUAAAUGUGCUUCCGGACAGAGGUCUGCGUUUGUGUUAACGAUGUUAGGGCAGCCAAUCAAAACCGCAUAACGAGGUACCGUAGCGGCAUUAAGGAUACAGGAUUGAGAAUCGGGUAUAGGCAGCUUAUUGUGGCAGGUUAUUAACGAACGAGUCAGUAAUAUGUCGAUUUUUAUGUUUUGAUAUAAUUUAUCUAUUCAAACUGUCGGAAGGCUUCGGAUCGGCAGGUACCUGUAACUGCGGGUACGCGACGCUUCUUGUUACGCGACCCCUUUGCACAAAACACGGAAUUUAGACCGUUCCGACGCAUCGAACCGAAGAACGAUUGUGCGCGAAAUGCUUAUGGUUUUUGUAACGCGUAAACUGGUGCUAAAUUGCCUAGCCUAAAUAUCAGAAGAUUGAUAACGCGUA